Cyprinus carpio (common carp) is the source of this 5716-nucleotide messenger RNA. RefSeq names its product receptor-type tyrosine-protein phosphatase U-like. Gene Ontology annotation, biological process: protein dephosphorylation. Gene Ontology annotation, molecular function: protein tyrosine phosphatase activity; protein binding. Gene Ontology annotation, cellular component: membrane. The record is from RefSeq and is a predicted model, not a curated record. Lineage: Eukaryota; Metazoa; Chordata; Actinopteri; Cypriniformes; Cyprinidae.
ACUCACUGACAGCAGUUUACUGGACUUUAAAAGCUGCUAUGCAUCUGUGUGCUGUUCUGCUGUUUCUCCUCGCCAGGGUCUGUGGGGAAAGUCUGGAGGGGCCAACAGCUGGCUGCACGUUUGAGGAAGACUCCGACCCCAGUCUGUGUGAAUACAGACAGGCACAGGAAGAUGAUUUUGAUUGGCAGCUUGUACGGACCUACAGCUGGCCGCACAUGACCUCUGAACUUAUACAAGGUUCCUACAUGCUGGUGAACUCUUCUCAGUAUGGUGCAGGGCAGCGGGCUCAGCUCAUGUUACGUCCUCUGAGUGAGAACGACACACACUGUGUGCAGUUCAGUUAUUUUCUGUACAGCCGUGAUGGACACAGUCCCGGGGGCCUGAGCGUGUACGUGCGUGUAAACGGUGGCUCGCGGGGAAAUGCCGUGUGGAAUGUUUCCGGCUCUCAGGGGCGGCAGUGGCAUCAGGUGGAGUUGGCUGUCAGCACCUUCUGGCCCAGCGAGUACCAGAUCGUUUUUGAAGCCACAGUCUCAUCGGAGCAGAAGGGUUACAUCGGCCUGGACGAUAUAGUGCUGUUAAACUACCCCUGCUAUAAAGUGCCUCAUUUCUCCAGACUCGGGGAUGUGGAGGUGAAUGCAGGACAGAAUGCCACAUUUCAGUGUGUGGCGACCGGACGCUCCACUAAGACCGACCCCUUCCUGAUGGAGAGGCGUAACGGUGUUCUGAUGUCGCCGUACUCAGUGACGUCAUCAGUAGGUGAGCGUCGAUUGGUUGCGUGGUUUCAGGUGGGCGGAGCCCAACGUGGCGAGCAGGAUCUCUACCGAUGCCUCACUCAGUCGACAUACGGAGCCGCAGUGUCAAACUUUGCUGAACUAAUCGUCAGAGUCCCGCCCACACCGAUAGCUCCGCCCCAGCUGCUGCGCUCUGGCCCCACCUACCUGAUCAUCCAGCUCAACACUAACUCUAUAGUGGGCGAUGGGCCGGUGAUCCGCAGAGAGAUCGUGUACCGGGCCAGCCAUUCGCCCUGGUCUGAAACACACGGAGUCAACUCACUGACGUAUAAAGUCUGGCACCUGGAGCCGGAUACUGAAUAUCGCAUCAGUGUUCUCCUCACGCGGCCCGGAGAGGGUGGGACCGGCCCGCCUGGACCCCCGCUGGUCAGCAGAACCAAGUGUGCUGAGCCCAUGCGUCCGCUCAGAGGACUGACGGCGUCGGAGAUUCAGUCCCGUCAGCUGCUGCUGCAGUGGGAGCCGGUCGGCUACAACCUGACACGCUGCCAUACGUACUCCCUGUCGCUCUGCUACCGCUACUCCACGGCUGCUGGGGGCGGAGCCAGUGGGAAUAAUGCCACGGUGAGGGAGUGUCUGUCGGUGGAGCGGAACACCUCCCGCUUCACGCUCCGGGACCUGCCUCCGUUCCAUUCCGUUCAUGUGAGGCUGGCGCUGGCCAAUCCUGAGGGCAAGAAAGAGAGCCGAGAGGUGACCUUUCAGACGGAGGAAGACAUCCCAGGAGGCAUUGCACCUGAAUCUUUAACCUUCACCCCACUGGACGAUAUGAUCUUUCUGAAGUGGGAGGAGCCGCUGGAGCCUAAUGGUCUGAUCACACAAUACGAGAUCAGCUACCAGAGCAUCGAAUCAUCAGAUCCCAGCAUCAACGUUCCUGGCCCACGGCGCACCGUCUCCAAACUAAAGAACGAGACAUAUCACAUGUUCUCCGGCCUUCAUCCUGGCACCACAUACCUGGUGUCUGUUCGCGCCCGCACCGCCAAGGGCUUUGGCCAGACCGCCCUGACCGAAAUCACCACCAAUAUCUCAGCACCUGCAUUUGAUUAUGAAGACGUCCCCUCUCCACUGAGUGAAUCUGAGAGCACAAUAACAGUCCUCCUACGUCCAGCCUUGGGGAGAGGAGCACCUGUUAGCGCCUAUCAUGUGGUUGUGGUGGAGGAGGAUGGCUCCAGACAGGUGAGGCGGAGGGAGCUGGGACACAUGGAGUGUUUCCCUGCUCCUUCCUCCCAUGGGGAGAGUCCAGGGGGAGGAGGAGGGGCAAGUGGUGCCCCGCCUCAUUACUACACCGCUGAGCUCACGCCCAGCAGCUUGCCUGAGGCUACACCGUUCACUGUAGGGGACAACCACACCUACAACGGCUACUGGAACACACCUCUGGACCCCAGCAAGAACUAUCUCAUCUACUUUCAGGCCUCCAGCAACUUCAGAGGGGAGACCAGGAUCAACUGCAUUCGGAUCGCUCGUAAAGAGGCCUGUAAGGACCAUAAGCGAGCUCUGGAGGUGUCCCAGCAUGCCGAGGACAUGGGGCUGAUCCUUGGGGCCUGUGCCGGGGGGCUGGUUGUUCUCAUCCUCUUGCUGGGAGCCAUCGUGGUUAUUGUCAAGAAAGGAAGAAACAUCUAUUCGUAUCCUUACUACCCCAGGAAGAAGGUGAACAUUAAUAAAGCGGUGAUGACGUAUCGUCAGGAGAAGACGCGUAAGCUGGGGUCACUGGACUGCAGUACGACAGAGCACAGUACACUGCAACAGGACGAUCGCACGGCGCACACCUUCAUGGACUCACAUAACUGCACUGCUAAAAAUGAGCAGCGCAGCACGGUGAACGAGUCCAGCAGCCUGCUGGGUGGUUCUCCCAGAAGACACUGCAGGAGGAAAAGCUCUCCGUACCACACAGGACAGCUCCACCCGGCCGUGAGAGUGGCAGACCUGCUCCAACACAUCAACCAGAUGAAGACAGGAGAGGGCUACGGCUUCAAGCAGGAGUAUGAGAGCUUCUUCGAUGGCUGGGACAUAAACGAAAAGAAGGACAAGACCAAGGGCCGACACGACACUCUUCUGGGUCAAGACCGUCACCGUGUGAAAAUGCAUUCUCUCCUGGCCGAUCCUAACUCAGACUACGUCAAUGCAAACUACAUCGAUGGGUAUCAGCGCUCCAACCAUUUCAUCGCCACACAAGGGCCCAAGCAGGACAUGAUCUAUGACUUCUGGCGCAUGGUUUGGCAGGAGAACUGCUACAGCAUCGUGAUGAUCACCAAACUGGUGGAGGUGGGGAGAAUGAAGUGCUGUAAAUACUGGCCUGAUGACAGUGAGCUCUAUGGAGACAUUAAAAUCACUCUGCUGAAAACAGAAACGCUGGCAGAAUACACCGUACGCACUUUUGCCAUGGAGCGGCGGGGUUACCCAGCUAAACAUGAAGUCUGCCAGUUCCACUUUACGAACUGGCCAGAACAUGGCGUCCCAUAUCAUGCCACAGGACUGCUGGCCUUCCUCCGGCGGGUCAAAGCCUCCACGCCGCCCGACGCUGGCCCAGUGGUGGUCCACUGCAGUAUGGGCGCUGGCCGUACCGGCUGUUAUAUCGUAUUGGACGUGAUGCUGGAUAUGGCGGAGUGUGAGGGUGUGGUGGACAUUUAUAACUGUGUGAAGACGCUCUGCUCGCGACGUAUCAACAUGAUCCAGACUGAGGAGCAGUAUAUAUUCAUCCAUGAUGCCAUAUUAGAGGCCUGUCUGUGCGGAGAGACCGCCAUCCCCAUCAGUGAGUUUGCGCUCACCUUUAAGGACAUGUUGAGUGUGGAUUCUCAGACCAACACCUCUCAACUGCGUGAAGAGUUUCAGACUCUAAACUCUGUCACCCCUCACCUGGACGUCGAGGAGUGCAGCGUUUCCCUGCUGCCCCGCAACCGUGAGAAGAACCGCAGCAUGGACGUGCUGCCGCCCGACCGCGCGCUGGCAUUUCUCGUCUCCACUGAGGGCGAUGGCAACAACUACAUAAAUGCGGCACUGAUGGACAGCUUCCUGCAGCCAGCUGCAUUCGUGGUGACCCCUCACCCCCUGCCCACCACCACCGCUGACUUCUGGAGACUGGUGUUUGACUAUGGCUGUACCUCCAUUGUCAUGCUCAACCAGCUCAACCAGUCCAACUCAGCCUGGCCUUGUCUGCAGUACUGGCCUGAAACAGGCAUGCAGCAGUUUGGACCCAUGACAGUGGAGCUGCUCUCCAGAUCCACUGAUGACAACGUCGUCACUCGCCUAUUCAGAGUGACCAACAUCACACGCCUGCAGGAAGGUCAUCUGGUAGUGCGACAUUUCCAGUUCUUGCGCUGGUCGGCUUAUCGUGAAAUCCCAGACUCUAAGAAGGCCUUUCUCAACCUGCUGGCACAAGUGCAGAAGUGGCAGAGGGAGUGCGGUGAUGGUCGCACUGUAGUGCACUGCCUGAAUGGCGGCGGACGCAGUGGCACUUUCUGCGCUUGCACCAUGAUAAUGGAGAUGGUGCACCAUCACAACAUGGUGGACGUGUUCUACGCCGUCAAGACUCUCCGCAACUCCAAGCCCAACAUGGUGGAGUCUAUGGAGCAGUACAGGUUCUGCUAUGAGCUGGCUCUGGAGUACCUGGAAUGCCUGGAGGUCAGAUAACACAAGAGCUCAAGACCCGAUCAGCACUGGCUUCAACCUCUUCACCUCGCCUCCUCUGUUUCCAUCGGCUUGGGCCAGUCCAGCCCAUAUGAAUGAGCCUUUCUGUCCUCCAGUGAGAAUGCACAUCUACAGGAAGAGUGGGAAUGCAAGACUCGGCACAUUUCUCUAACCUUCAACCUCUAUUGUCCUCUGUGCAUUUUCUGUUUUGACGUUUCUGACCUCCUGUGCCAGAUAUUCCUGCCAAACAUCGAGGGAAUCAAUGAGAUUUCAACAGCUUUGAGAUUAUGUCACAUCAUCUUUGAUCACAUGACUGGCUCUCUGCCUUACACAGCAAGCAGGUGGAAAAAAGGAAAACGAAACCAUGUGAUGACAUGGGUGAUAUUGUAUUUGUACAUUACGUGUAUUGUUAAACUCUGUACAUGGGGCGAUCUACUGUGCUGAUGAAACCCAGUUUUGCUGGAAAGCAUUGCUUGAAUGUAAGGAUGUGAUGGCUGGUGGAGCUUUUCUUUUCAUUGAAUUACUGAAAGGUGAUGUGUAUAAUUUUUUGACAUUAAUCUCCUUUCCCAGCUUAAUGUGCAGAGACCAUAAGUGACCCAUUGAUUCUCAUCAAAAGCGUAACACUGUGGCGCUAUCAAACAUUGACUCAACCAAUGGUGUGACUUUGGGGUGGGACUACGUUUUUGGCUGACCAGUGAGAAAUGGGGGCAUGUUCAGGACUGUUGUUUGAAAAUGGUGAUUUUUUUUCCUUGCAAAUCUUGCAAAUGUUUGGUGAUGCUAGUGGUGCAAAAAUUACACACUUCACCUUUAAAUCUGAAAGUGACACUCGAAAGUGUCAGUAUUUUGACAGGCAAGUCAAAAGAAUAGAUACAAAGAGGGUUUCUGGGUUUAUUUCUUGUUUUCUUUGUGUUUGUGUGUGUAUAUAUAUAUAUAAUAUAUAUAUUUUGCCAAGCAAACAAACAAACAAAAUUGUUUCUAGAUGUUGUCUUUAAUGUGCCAACACAUUUUUAUAUGAGUGUGUGUGGGGGGGGUACGUGAAGAGGAUCACUCAUGCAUGCCUGUUUCAUGUGUCAUUGCAAUCCAUUGUGACCUGUCUGCUUUGAGUGCUACUGCCCGCUGUCAUUGAGUGCAGUAAAAAAAGAAAUAUACGCAACUAUAUAAAGGAAACAGAAAUGCUACUAUUGGAAUAUGGUGAGGCACUCGCCAUAAAGUUGCUUUUUAUCUUUGUAUUUAAUGGUUGUUUUGUUUUCUAAAAAAAAUAAAAUAAAAUAAAAUGUAACAUGAAUGAAUAAAACAUUCCAAUGUUG